AUGAAAUGGCUCAUGGCUUCAGAGGAAGCGGGGGGAGGGUAUGACUAUGACCCAAACUUGACCGAAAAUUCUCCGCCGCAUCGGAAACAGCAUACUCGGCCGGAUCCCAGGAGCGAGUUGCAGCGGAAAUUAGACCAGGAAGCCGAGAUGAAGGAACGCGUGGAAUUUGACACUUGCUCUAUGUCUCUGGAGGCUAUGUCUCUUGAGCUCGAGGGUGUUGUUGCUGAGGGUAGUGGGACCUCACCCCACGAGAAUAAGGGUAGGGAGACAGGUGGUAUCGAAUCCCAGCCCGUUGAAACUGAGGAUAAUGAGACCUCUCCCCAUGCGGAUGAGAAUAGGGAGGCAGACGGCACCGAGCCGCAGCCGGCUGAGGCUGAGGUAGAGGUGGAUUUCUACCAGGAAACACACGACGAGAGAUACAAGCAAUAUAAAUUCUGCCCUCACACAAUAGCAACCCCUUAUAAUACCACUCGGGAAACAAUACGAAACACUCCUAACGAGAAGAUUUGGCGCAUACAUAUCCGUCACUGUGGAGGAAUCUCAGUCCGACAUGGCACAUGCCGUACAUACCAUGAUGUAUCUCGAAAUUAUCCUGUACAAAUAUUAUUCAAACUACACGAGGAAGGGGGUGGGGCACCAAAAACCCGAAGGUCAUCUCUCCGUUGUGCCGGUUACUACGAGAAAACUGAGUCCGGUCGCCUAAGAUGGGUGGCUGAGAGGGGGGAUGAAGUGAAAGUGAACUCCAGAGAUUUGACAAAGAUCCGACACUCUGAUUGGAAAUCCCGACAUCAGGAACUUUGGCUGGAACUAUCUUGGGACCCGGAUCCGGAAGAAGAGGUAGAAAAGAAGCGUCCGAGCCAGUGUAAGGUUAUUUAG
Molecule: messenger RNA, 876 nt
Organism: Morchella importuna
Lineage: Eukaryota; Fungi; Ascomycota; Pezizomycetes; Pezizales; Morchellaceae
Exons: 1
Coding region: 1-876 (291 amino acids)
Source: RefSeq, a predicted model, not a curated record